Molecule: messenger RNA, 1044 nt
Organism: Penicillium waksmanii
Lineage: Eukaryota; Fungi; Ascomycota; Eurotiomycetes; Eurotiales; Aspergillaceae
Exons: 2
Coding region: 1-1044 (347 amino acids)
Molecular function (GO): hydrolase activity
Source: RefSeq, a predicted model, not a curated record
AUGGCCUCAACUGCGGGUAUCAAAACACGCAUCUGCAUGAUCUCAGACACUCACACCACCAGUCCCUACUCGCCAUCAGAAAAGGAACAUGCCUACCGCAAUCCCCUCCCAGAAGCCGACAUCCUCCUCCACUCCGGCGAUCUCACAAAAGUCGGCUACCGCACCGAACACGAAGAAACAAUCUCAAUGCUCAAAGCCGCGCCCGCAGAACUAAAGCUCGUUAUCGCAGGCAAUCACGACAUCACCUUAGACGAAGAAUACUUCCUCUGCACCGGCUACAAAAAGCACCGGAAAACAGCAUACUUCGGCGCAAAAAAUAUCCCACUCCAUAAAGACGAGCAAACCCGCCUCGAAGCCAUCAAGGGGGGAACAAUCCCACCACCCCCGGAACUACUAUCUUAUAUAAGAGACAUAAAAGACCUAUACACGAACGAGUCUGCCCGCGCCGCAGGAAUAAGAUACCUAGAUGAAGGAAUCCACACAUUCACGCUAACCUCUGGCGCAAAAUUCACCGUCUACGCCUCACCCUACCAACCCGAGUUCUGCAACUGGGCGUUUGCAUAUCAUCGCAAUGAAGAUCGCUUCAAUCUCCCCGCGCCGGGGUCUACGGCCCCAAUUCCUGCAAACCCGGUCCCGGACUUCCCAAGUAUCGAUAUUAUGAUCACUCAUGGCCCGCCGGCGGGGGUCCUGGACCGGGUUGGUGAUGAUCGCAAUAAAUUGGAGCACGUCGGGUGCGAAAGCCUGAUGCGCGCGGCUGGGCGCGCAAGACCAAGACUUUAUCUUUUCGGACAUAUUCAUGAAGGAUGGGGUGCAGGCAGCAAGGAGGGUGGCAGUGCUAGUGUUAGUGUCAAGCAGGAAAGGAUCCCCGUCGACGAGAAAGAUAUGCUCGAGAAACAAGGCGUUUAUCUUGAUAUUAGUUCAGAGGGUGAGCGACCGCUUGCUUUCGGGGAUGAGACUCUUUUUGUCAAUGCUAGCAUUGUGGAUAUCUAUUAUCGGCCGGUUCAUGCGCCUUGGGUGGUUGAUUUGGAUUUGCCAAGGGGUUGA